AGCAGUUGUUUUUAAAAACGUCUCGUAAAUAAAUAAAGCCUCACAAACCGUUCCUGGGCACUUUAAUGAUGUUUUUUGAACGAUAAAGUGAAUUUAAAAGUGGUGAAAAUAAUAGAAUCUCGAAUAAUGGAAACCGAAAUUCAUAUGCCCGCGAAAUCCGAGAAGACACCGCGGCGCAAGAAAACUUUUUCCGAGCAGCUGAAUGGCGCAAUGGAUUUCGGGUCACCGAAACGUCAAAAAACCGACGAUUUAGAAGUCACUGGGAUAUCCCGAAGUGGUCGAGUGCGAAAAAAAUCCUCGAAGCUUAUGGACUUUGAGUCCCCUGAUGACCUGGACAACAAGUACAAGAGGCAGAAAGCUCAGCAGCUUCAGGCUCAGCAAUUACUCGAUAGAUUCGAACAGCAGCAGCAAAUAUCGCAGCAGCAGCAGCAGAGUCCCGGUCUUCAAGGAAAUGAAGCUCGGCCGAGGAAAAAUUCGCAUGGACCUUCGAGCAGGGGCAAGGGCGAAUCUCUCUCGGAUAAUGAAGGUCAUUCUUCAGGAUCCGAUUCAGAAGAUGGCGUCGGGAUAAACGAUGAGGAACGAUACAGCAUGGAAUCGGCGACCGAUGACGAUGUGGAUCCUCUGAUGAUUGAUGACAGGGAAACGGGUUUCAGGAGAUUGGAACCUCCGGGUCAGGAAACUCCCUCCCAGGCCAAUAGUUUGUACAUGCUUGAAAAGUGCAAAAAGAAACUUAUUAUCAAGGAUGGCAAAAUUAUCGGAAGGAUGAAGGCACAGAGGAAAGACAAGGGCAAAACUAGAUUCACUGCUUACAUGCUAUGGGCUAAGGAAAUCAGACAGGAAUUGUUAGAACAAUGUCCCUACAUGGAUUUUGCUGCUAUUUCGAAACGACUUGGAGAAUUGUGGGCGACCGUUCCGAACCUGGAGAAGUACAAUUGGCGACGACGCGCGAAACGACUAGCUGCAAAGCCAAACUCAACGCCUACAAGUAAGGAUGAAGCCACUUGGAAAAUGCCACCACCAGCAUCGCGCAAGAAAUUCAUUAACAAAAAUGCCGUUAAAGAAACAAAGCCUUCUUCCUCGAAGAAGACGAUUCAACUUGGUGUUCCUUCAGUGAUUGGGAAUCUGUCUCUAUCUCCGACGUCGAAUCGAGGUGGCAAGGAUUUGGUAAAUGAGCCGGUGAUUGGAACCGGAAUGUACAAAGUGGUGGGAACGCAACCAGUCGACGUGGCUGCUCACUUGAAACUGCUCGGUGAGAGUUUAACGAUAAUUGGCGAGCGACUCAAGGAGCAUGAGGGCCAGAUCGCGGUUUCGGGCAGUCUUUCAGUUCUUUUGGACUCGCUGCUCUGCGCCCUCGGGCCUCUGAUUUGCCUGACCCAGCAGGUACCUGGUGCAGACGGAGCGCAGCCAGAAGUACUUUCGGAAAUGCUGGACAAUGUAGCUUACAUUAUGCCCGGCCUCUAACGAAUGUUCCACAAAAUGUACAAAUAUUUUCGAUAACUCUGGUUAUAUUGCAGUAAAGUAAACCGACCAUUACUGGGACAGUAAUUUUCGAUUAGAACAAAAAAUACUUUAUUAAGUGGGACACAAAAUCAGCUAAUGCUGGGACAAGGAAAAUCCCAUGGGAUUUAUCAAAAUAAAAUAAUACAAUUUACUUACAAGUGUAGAAUACAUUAGAAAGCAAAAAUAAAUUGUUAUUGAGAAUGGUUAAGCUGCGAUGCGCCACCUGGUGACAAAAAUUC
Belonocnema kinseyi is the source of this 1739-nucleotide messenger RNA. Its product is annotated as HMG box-containing protein 4. The coding region runs from base 127 to 1461 and encodes 444 amino acids. The record is from RefSeq and is a predicted model, not a curated record. Lineage: Eukaryota; Metazoa; Arthropoda; Insecta; Hymenoptera; Cynipidae. The transcript has 5 exons.